Molecule: messenger RNA, 1632 nt
Organism: Bombyx mori (domestic silkworm)
Lineage: Eukaryota; Metazoa; Arthropoda; Insecta; Lepidoptera; Bombycidae
Product: tRNA N(3)-methylcytidine methyltransferase METTL6
Exons: 12
Coding region: 133-981 (282 amino acids)
Source: RefSeq, marked validated
UAUGAUUCCAAUAGUGCAUGUCGUGAGCAAGUCUGUCUAUUAAUGUUAAAAAUAAGCUCUGUAUUUUAAAACUUUUAAUUCAUUUAAUUGCACAAUCUCGAUAAAGUUACAUAUAUUAAAAACCGUAUCAAGAUGGAAACCGAUAUUCCUGCGCAUGUUGAAGAAACAAGCAGCAGUGACACAUUCGUUCACAGGCUGAAAGAACUGUCACAAGAAGAAAUAAAGCUCUUACAAAAUCAAAAUACACGUCUUGUACCCGAAGCCAAAGCGACUAGAUUGGAAAAAGAUGCUAAACGCCAUUGGGAUUUAUUUUACAAAAGAAACGAAACAAAAUUCUUCCGGGACCGGCAUUGGACUACACGUGAGUUUCAAGAACUGAUUAACUUCGAUCCUGAACAGCAAAUAGUUUACUUAGAGCUUGGUUGCGGGGUCGGUAAUAUGAUAUUCCCGCUGGUCGAAGAAGGCUUUACAAACUUCUUCUUUUACGCGUGUGAUUUUUCACCACGUGCAGUAGAAUUUGUCAAACGUAACAGCUUGUACGACAAAAACCGCAUGAAGGCUUUCUGUGCUGACUUAACCACAGAAGAUUUAUUCGAAAACAUCCAGGAGAAUUCAAUAGACAUCGCGAGUUUGAUUUUUGUGCUAUCUGCAAUCCAGCCGGCUGCUUGGGCCCACGUGGCGGCGCUGGCUUACCGUGCUCUAAAACCCGGGGGCGUAUUGCUCUUUAGAGAUUAUGGGAGGUAUGACAUGGCCCAGUUACGCUUUAAACCUGGACAUAAAAUUGCUGACAAUUUCUACAUGAGACAAGACGGAACUAGGAGCUAUUAUUUUACGGAAGAAGAGCUACUCAAACUUUUCACUAAUGCUGGUUUCAUGAUCCUCACGAACACGUACGUGCAGCGCAGGACUGUAAAUUUUAAAGCAGGCAUAGAUGUACCGCGAAUAUUUGUACAAGGAAAAUAUAAAAAAACCUUUAAAUGACUGAAACAACAUGCAAUUCCAUUGAAUGAUUUAUUGAAAUGAUUACUUAUUUGAAUAAACACGGACUAUGAUAAGUUACAACUGAAUCCCUGUGGGCCUGGGACACAAUAAAAUCUCAGUAAAGAAAAGGGACACUUAAAACACUGAGCAAGCAAGCAACACAUUACAUAACCAUGAAGUUUGAAGGCAACUUUACUUCAGAAUAAAAAUAAACUAAGAGCUAACCAUAUUUUACAUAAUAGAUAUUCUUGAAGCUAACAAGUGCCUAAAUUCCUUUUUUAUUGGUGACCAGUUAUCUGUUUCCAGUACUGACUAUCUUAGUUGAUAUAAUGAGGGUAGAUCAUCAUUAUCAAUUUUUUUAUGUUUUCAAAACAAAAGGAUAUCAUUUUACAACUAAGACACAGUUUAACAAGGGACAAUAACAACAUUGCAGCAUUAAGGAAAAAAGCAAAUAAAAAGACAAAAAUUGUACUUCAAGAUAAAAAAAUCUGUCUGCUACUUCUUAACUGGUCUGAAAAUAUUUUAGAUCAAGAACAACAUUAUGUCGUGCUCUGUAGAUUAAUCUUGAGAAAGAAAGGCUGUUGAAAGUACUACGUAAUAGAAGCUAUUAGAUUUAUUUUUAUAUACAAAAAUAAAGCUCUUAUUUCAAUA